AUGGCCUCGCGCCUCUUCUUCGACCCCCUCGUCGCCCUCCGCGCCGCCCCCCUCGUCUCGUCGACCUGCUCCCUCCUCUUUGCCUGGGACCAGCACUUCUUCCUCGGCCUCCUCAACCGGCCCGAGAACCGGCCCCACUCCCGUCCGCUGCUCCGCUCCUACUUCUCCUCCUUUUUCCGCCGCGCCCUGCCCUUUGUCGUCGUCACCAUCGCCGCCUCCACCUGGCUGGGCAUCGGAAACCUCUACGCCCGUCCAGACGCCCUCGUCGCCUCUUCUUCGUUGCGCUGGUAUGCUGCCGGCUCCGCCCUCGCCGCCGCUCACUUGCUCUACGUGCCGGCCAUAGCCCCCAGCUGUCGGGCGCUCAUCUGUGCCGAUGGACCUGCCGCUGGUGCAGACGACGACGUCAACGCUUAUCUUGACGAUUGGCUCACCGUCAACGCCCGCCGCAUGCUGACCGUCGACCUUGCCGCCUGGGCUGCUUUUGUCGUGGCCGUGACCAGGUCGCUGCCGCACAGUAGAGUGAGAGAGUAA
Messenger RNA from Hirsutella rhossiliensis, 531 nucleotides. RefSeq lists its product as uncharacterized. The record is from RefSeq and is a predicted model, not a curated record. NCBI's taxonomy places the organism in Eukaryota, Fungi, Ascomycota, Sordariomycetes, Hypocreales, Ophiocordycipitaceae. The transcript has a single exon. Bases 1 to 531 code for a protein of 176 amino acids.